AUGAAGAAAUAUAGUUCAAAUAUGCAAGAAGGGAAGAGUUAUUUAAAUUCUCAAUAUGUAAAUGAAGAUCCAAACUUCCAAAGCCUAAACAGGAUUUUAUCGCUCAGCUCUCAAAAGAAGAAAGGAUGCAUAUUACUGAAUUCACCGGAGUUCAAAGAAAAUUCUUGCAUGAUUCAAAAUAUAAGAAAAUCUUCAUUACCUACAAAUGAUUUAAUUAAAGAUGUUAUUAAUUAUUUGGAUGAUCUAGAAACAUAUGUAGAAGAAAGUUCAAGAAAGUUUCGCAUAAUUUCUAUUGAUGCUAAUGGGCAUAUGAAACAGCCUGAUAUUUUUGGUGCUGAAACAGGAUUGAUAGGAGAAACUUCAAAUGCUCACAGUGUAUCAACUGAAAAUCAGAAUGAUUUGAGCGAAACUCAGAACAGUCAUUUGAUUCAAAAUGAGGAAGUUACUACUUCUAUAGAGAAUUCAAAUAAAGCUGUGCAAGACAGAUUAUGUAGCCACAAAGAAAAUAUUGCCCAUGUUGAAUCAUUAAUAAAUAAGCUCCAAAGUUUCCCAGGACAUGAUUUACAAACUUCAUAUACCGACAUUAGAGAACCAGAAUAUUCAAGCACAUACGAAUAUUACAAAUUUAAGCUGCUAAGUCACUCUUUGUCUUAUCUAAGAAGGAAGUCAGUUACUAGUAAUAACCCCUUUUAUGAGCACAAGUAUAAAAAAAGGGUUCUCAGAAAACAGUGUACAGUAAUUAAUUAA
Molecule: messenger RNA, 747 nt
Organism: Henningerozyma blattae CBS 6284
Lineage: Eukaryota; Fungi; Ascomycota; Saccharomycetes; Saccharomycetales; Saccharomycetaceae
Exons: 1
Coding region: 1-747 (248 amino acids)
Source: RefSeq, a predicted model, not a curated record